AUGAUUGGCGGCGAGCGGUUAUACCAUAGAAAUUUGCAUCAGAGAAUAUUCCGCCCAGCUGCGUUUACUGUCCUGCCUGGACCACCUGCGACUGUAACGAAAAAGCCUGGUAUUAGCUUCUUAAGAGAUUUCAAUAUGUCGAGAAAUCAAUCGCAUUGGCCUGCUAGCAGAGUGCGUGAGACUUUUCUACGAUAUUUUGAAGGGAAGGGACACAUAAGAGUACCUUCGUCUUCUGUGGUUCCUCACAAUGACCCGACUCUUCUCUUUACCAACGCUGGUAUGAACCAAUUCAAGCCAAUUUUUCUGGGUACAGUAGGGAAUACGGAUAAUAUGUCCCGAUUGAAGAGGGCUGUGGAUACGCAAAAGUGUAUUCGUGCUGGAGGCAAACAUAAUGAUCUGGAUGAUGUAGGGAAGGAUACUUAUCAUCAUACUUUUUUUGAAAUGCUAGGUAACUGGUCUUUCGGCGACUAUUUUAAGCCUGAAGCUGUGCAGAUGUCAUGGGAGUUAUUAACGAAGGUUUAUGGGCUUGACCCGGAACGAAUUUAUGUCACUUAUUUCGAAGGUGAUACGUCUAUGGGACUUGAACCAGACAUGGAAAUAAAGUCCUUAUGGAAAGAUGUCGGGGUCCAUGAAGAUCACAUAAUACCUGGAAAUGUAAAAGACAAUUUUUGGGAGAUGGGGGAACAAGGUCCCUGUGGUCCAUGCAGCGAGAUCCAUUACGACAAAAUUGGAGGAAGAAAUGCUGCUCAUCUAGUAAAUAUGGACGAUCCUAACGUGUUAGAAAUAUGGAACAAUGUUUUUAUUCAAUUCGAUAGGCAAAAAAAUGGGACCCUUAAACCGCUACCAGCAAAGCAUGUGGAUACUGGCAUGGGAUUUGAAAGAUUAGUAUCUAUACUACAAAAUAAAUCCUCAAACUACGACACGGAUGUCUUUCGUAUCAUAUUUUCGAGGAUUCAAACAGUCACGAACGCAAGGCCAUACUCAGAUAAGUAUGGAAAUGACGAUGUCGACGGUAUUGAUACAGCUUAUCGUGUUAUUGCUGACCAUCUCCGUCUACUUACAUUUGCCAUAUCUGACGGCUGCGUUCCAAAUAAUGAAGGACGUGGAUACGUAGUUCGAAGAGUACUCCGGCGUGGCUCACGAUACGCCAGGAAGUACUUUAAUGUUGAGAUCGGAUGCUUCUUUUCCAAGAUACUACCAACACUUGUCUAUCAGAUGGGUGGUGAGUAUCCAGAACUCGUCAGGAGAGAGCAGAACGUGAAGGAGAUUCUAGACGAAGAAGAAGAAGCCUUUGCAAGGACACUUGAUCGUGGGGAAAGAAUGUUUGAAAAGUAUGCAGCUCAUGCCAUUCAAACAGACUCCAAGAAACUUUCUGGCGCUGAUGUCUGGCGUCUUUAUGACACCUUUGGAUUUCCAGAGGACUUGACCAAAAUUAUGGCCGAGGAAAGGGGACUCGAGACUGACGAAAAUGAGAUACGAGCUGCCCAAAAGUUAGCACGUGAAGCUAGCAAAUCGGUGAAAGAGAUUGUGCUCACUUUUCCUAAGCUUGACGUCCACCAAAUUUCUCAAAUUGAUAAAAUGGGUCUAAAGCAGCCAGAUGAUAGUGCUAAAUACCGAAAAGGUGAUAUUAAUGGCAACGUUGAGCUAAUAUAUAACGGAAAAGCCUUUUUAAGGUCAACCGAGACUAUCCCGAUCGGAACACCAUUCGGUAUAAUAUUGGAUAGAACUAACUUUUAUGCCGAGCAAGGGGGCCAAAUAUCUGAUACCGGGAAAAUUCUCAUUGACGGGGUUGUAGAAUUUAAAGUAUUGGAUGUACAGAUAUACGGACGCUACAUUGUCCACAAUGGAUACCUUGAGUACGGGACUCUGAAGUCUGGCGAUGAGGUUAUUUGCGAAUAUGAUGAGUUUCGGCGGCAAUCGAUUCGUAGUAACCAUACAGCUACUCACAUUCUUAACCACUCACUGAGAGAACAUUUAGGUGACGAUAUCAUCCAAAAAGGAUCAUUGGUUGAUAACGAUAAGCUUCGAUUUGACUUUUCGCACAAAGCAGCAAUCACUAAUGCUGAACUUUUGAAAGUGGAAAACUCUUCAAACAAGUACAUCAGACAGAAUUGUAAGAUCUACACCAAAGAAGUCGAUCUAGAGAUCGCUAGAAAUAUCGAAGGAGUGCGGGCUGUUUUCGGAGAGACAUACCCAAACCCUGUCCGCGUAGUGUCUGUUGGCGUUGACAUAGACACACUUCUUGAAGAUGUGAGGAACCCAGAAUGGAAAAAUAUCAGUGUAGAAUUCUGCGGAGGAACGCACGUUGAACAGACUGGCUUAAUCAAGGAUCUUGUAAUUGUAGAAGAGAGUGGGAUUGCAAAGGGAAUUCGAAGAAUCAUUGCCUACACUGGUGAUGCCGCCCAUGAGGUACAGCGUUUAGCGAUAGAAUUCUCAAAGCGCAUUGAAAUCUUGGAAAAAAUGCCCCAUAGCUCUCAAAAAGAAGAAAUUGUAAAACUCACCCAACAAGAUCUCAAUAAACUCACAAUCUCUGCACUGACAAAAGAAACGCUUAAAAGUCGAUUUUCAAAAGUUCAAAAGGACAUUCUUGACGAGCAAAAGAAGAAGCAAAAAGCGGAAUCGAAGAUCGCACUAGACACGGUGAAUGAAUACUUUUCUCUACCUGAGAAUAAUACUAGCAAAGCUUACAUCGGAAAACUCCCGAUUUCUGCCAAUCUCAAAGCUAUUACAGAUGUUAUGAAUCAUUUUAAAUCCAAGGAAAAAGAUAAGACUGUCUACUUAUUUGGUGCUAAUCUUGAAGAAAGCAUAGUUGUUCACGGUGUUUACGUUGGAACUGAACAUUCAUCCAAAGGUAUUACUGCUGAAUCAUGGUCUGCUGUUGUAUCUAAUAUAGUUGGUGGUCGCAAUGGUGGCAAAGAGCCAACACGUACUGGUCAGGGUACGAAUCCAGAUAAGAUUGAAACAGCCAUCACUUUUGCAAAAAAGUGGCUUUUAGAACAGUUGGAGAAAUGA
Molecule: messenger RNA, 3012 nt
Organism: Blumeria graminis f. sp. triticale
Lineage: Eukaryota; Fungi; Ascomycota; Leotiomycetes; Helotiales; Erysiphaceae
Source: the annotation of a GenBank genome assembly